AUUGACCCUCAUCCAACCGAACCUGAUCUUCCUCUGCAGGUCCAUCUAGAAUAAUAGAUACAGGAUUCUAACUCCUGGAUUUUUUUGCAGACUUCAUUCAAUCUCUGCUUCAAGGGUGACUUUAAAAUGUUACACGAUCGUAUCGGGGAUCAGAGAACGUGACUGUGUGGCUGGGAAUCAUUCAACGUUUAUUGAGAAAACGACUCUGCUGGACCAGAAGUCACGUUGUCCUGGUUUCUGGGCUACCCGUGGUGACAUGUCGGGGAAAUUGGUUUCCGCGCUGCUGUGGCUGUGGCUGGGGAUGUCUGAUUCAGCUGGUUUCUAUUCUGUGCCACACCUUAACAUCCAGAGUAAAGAACAUGUAAUUAAUGCUAAUGAGAAUUUAAUAAUUACUUGCCGUGGACAUGGACCACUGGAAUGGUCAUGGCCCAGAAAUCACAGUAGCAUGGAACACAGGAUAUCCCUGACUAAGUGCGAUAGUGAGAAUUGGUCUUGCACAACUCUCAUUCUGACAAAGACCAUUGCAAAUGAUACUGGAACAUACCGGUGUUUCCAUAAGUUGUCUCCGAUCCAUGUAGCUGCAAGUAUCUAUGUCUUUGUUCAGGAUGAACAAAUGCCAUUUGUGCAUCAUUCUGAGAGUCUAGAAGCUCUGAUCAUAACCGAUGCUAAGAAGCUUGUCAUUCCAUGCAAGGUCUCUAUUCCGGAUCUUAAUGUGACCUUACAUCUGAAAUAUCCAGAUAAUUACAUUGUUCCUGAUGGAAUAACAACCUUGUGGGACAAUAAGAAAGGUUUCAUUAUUAUGAGAGAGAGGACCACAGCUGCAGGACUGGCCAACUGUGAGACAACAGUGAACGGAAAAAGCUAUCAGUCUAAUACUUACGUGUUGGUGAUUGUAGGAUACUUGAUUCAUAACCUCACACUGAACACACCAACCCCAGUGGAAUUGUCAGUGAUGGAGCGCUUGAUACUCAACUGCACUGCCAGAACAGAACUGAAUGUACAGCUGCAUUUUCAAUGGGAAUAUCCAGAUAAGAAGCACAAUCCUCACUUAUUCUUCAAAACCCAGAGGCGACGUUUAACAAAUAGCCUGGAAUACUCAAGCUUUCUGAUUAUAGAUAAUGUGACAAAGAGAGAUGAAGGCAGAUAUUUAUGCAAAGCUUUCAAUGGCAGGCUGACAAAGGAGGCCAGCGCUGAUGUUAUUGUCUAUGAAAAACCCUUCAUCUUCAUAGAUCUCAAAGCCAGGUCAAUAAUUGAGACAGUACUGAAUGAAAGGGAUGUCAACAUUUCAGUGAUGUUCACAGGCUAUCCCCAGCCAGAAGUGAAAUGGACCAAGAAUGGAAGACCAAUUAGUAGGGAUGACUACCGAAUAAAGCAGGUUAGAUAUGCACUGCUGAUCAGUGAUGUUACAGAAAAUGAUGUUGGGAAUUACACAAUUAUACUGAGAAAUCCAAUGUCAAAAGAGGUGCGGCAUCACACAGUUCAACUCAAAGUAAACGUUCCCCCAGAGAUUCAUGAGAAAGAAGUGGCGACAAAUACUGACUUUCACAACUAUGGAAGCAGGCAAACAUUGACUUGCACUGCGUAUGGCAUCCCUACUCCCAGCAGCAUCAUCUGGGACUGGCAGCCCAUGGAGAACUGCAGCUUCUCCUACAAUUAUAGAGAAGAAUCGCAAGCUCCCUAUAAGUCGGAUGGAGAUGAAAACUGGAGGAACAUCACAGACAAUGAAGGCCGCAAUAAGAUAGAAAUCUCAGAGCCUCAAAAUAAAGUCAUUAAAGGAAAACACAAGAUGGUCAGCACUCUAGUGAUUCAAGCAGCCAAAGUCUGUGCCAAGUACAGAUGCCGAGCUAUUAACAAAGUGGGAGAGGAUCAGAGGAUUAUCUUCUUUUCUGUAACCAGAGGCCUUGAAAUGAGUUUGCACCCUGUUGAUCAUCCAAUUGAAAAGGACAAUGUAACACUUCAGUGCAGAGCUGACCGAUUUUCAUAUGAGAGUUUAAAGUGUUAUAAACUCAAUCCAGCAACUCUUGAAAGCCUCCGUCGUACUCCUGCUAACUUUUCUUGUGAGCAUCUCAAACGCGAUGCACAGGAGGUGGGUUUGAGAGUUGGCCACAAGACUGAUAAUAUCACCAUCGAAAUGAGGUUCUACAAUAUAUCUCUUCAAGAUCAAGGAGAUUAUCUGUGUGAAGCCCAGUAUAAAAAGACAGGUGCAAAGCAGUGUGUGAGGAAGACUCUCUCUGUAGAAGCUCAACAGGCUCCUUUUGUGCUUCAUAACAUGACCAACCAAACUGUGAACAUGACAUCUUCUAUUGAGAUGAAAUGUGAUGUGGUUGGGGCACCACGGCCACAUAUUAUGUGGUAUAAGAACGAGCAGCAGAUUAUCCCAGCAUCAGGCAUUGUUCUCGGCGAGCUGAACAGGACUUUGACCAUCCAGAGACCGAAGAAAGAAGAUGAAGGGGUGUACAAGUGUGAGGCUUGCAAUCUGCAGGGCUGUGCUGAGACCUAUGCUGCAAUUGCUGUAGAAGGAGUCGACGAAAAGACAAAUGUUGAGCUGAUUAUCUUGAUUGGCACCGGAGUGAUUGCCAUGUUCUUUUGGCUGCUUCUAAUAAUCAUCAUUCGAAAAAUAAAGCGGCGCAGUGUCGCGGAACUGAAAACAGGCUACUUAUCAAUCAUCUUAGACCCCGAUGAAGAAUCCACGGAUAAACAGUAUGAACAGCUGUCGUAUGAUGCCAGCAAAUGGGAGUUUCCAAGUGAUAGACUUAAAUUGGGAAAACCAUUGGGUCGUGGAGCUUUUGGCAAAGUGGUUGAAGCAGCUGCGUUUAAUAUCGAAAAAUCCUCAACAUGCAAAACUGUUGCUGUUAAAAUGUUGAAAGAAGGGGCAACGUCCAGUGAUCAUAGAGCAUUGAUGUCUGAAUUGAAGAUCCUCAUUCACAUUGGCCAUCACCUCAAUGUGGUGAACCUGCUGGGAGCCUGCACAAAAGUGGGAGGUCCACUGAUGGUGAUUGUUGAAUAUUGCAAGCAUGGUAACCUGUCAAAUUAUUUGAGAAGCAAGAGAAGUGAUUAUAUUCCUUACAAGCGUCAAGCAAUGAGGUUAAAAGAGCUCAAGGAGAAGGAAGCUGAUGAGAUGGAGAGUGAGUUUAAAAGGCGCUUGGACAGCAUUGCAAGUAGUGAGAGCUCAACCAGUUCUGGGUUUGAAGAAGACAAGUCGUUGAGUGAUGCAGAAGAGGAGGAAGUCGCAGAUGACCUUCACAAGAACUAUUUGACAAUGGAGGACCUUAUCUCCUACAGCUUCCAAACAGCCAGGGGAAUGGAAUUUCUGGCCUCACGGAAGUGCAUCCAUAGGGAUCUGGCUGCACGUAAUGUACUCUUGUCAGAAAACAAUGUGGUGAAGAUAUGUGAUUUUGGUUUGGCUUGGGACAUUUAUAAGAACCCAGAUUAUGUUAGGAAAGGAGAUGUGCUGCUUCCUCUUAAAUGGAUGGCACCAGAAACCAUCUUUGAUAAGGUUUAUACAACACAGAGUGAUGUCUGGUCUUUUGGAAUUUUAAUGUGGGAAAUAUUCUCACUUGGUGCCUCUCCGUAUCCUGGCGUUCAGAUUGAUGAAGAAUUUUGUCAGCAACUGAAGGAAGGAACUCGAAUGCGAUGUCCUCAAUAUGCAACGACAGAAAUCUAUCAUACGAUGUUGGAUUGUUGGCGUGGAGACUACAAAAUGAGGCCAUUCUUUACUGAGUUAGUAGAACAUCUCGGGAACUUGCUCCAGACAAAUGUCCAACAAGAUGGCAAGGAUUACAUUCCACUUAACAUGUCAUUGACUAUCGAAGAAGAUUCUGGGCUUUCUCUGCCAACUUCACCUACUUCCUGUACUGAGGAAGAGGAAGGAUGCGAUCCAAAAUUCCAUUAUGACAACACAGCCGGAAUACGAUAUAUUAAUGGCAGCAAAAAACAAAGCAGACCUGCAAGUGUGAAGACAUUUGAAGAAGAACCUGUGAAACAAGCAACCAUCAUUGUGCAAGAGGAUAAUCAGACUGAUAGUGGCAUGAUACUUGCAUCAGAAGAACUUAAGACAUUGGAUUCCAGACAGAGUCAGUCAUUGGCAUUUAGUGCUUUAAUUCCGAGCAAGAGUAAAGAGUCUGUGACAUCUGAAGUUUCUAACCAGACAAGCGGCUACCAGUCAGGAUACCAUUCCGAUGACACUGACACAAUUCCUUACUCCAAUGAAGAAAAACUGCCAAAGGAAAAUUUCUGCACCUCACCAGCUGAAUACAACCAUGUGAGUCGAUACAGUGCACCACCUGUCUAAGAUUUUCAAACAGAACUCAGAAGAUGCCACCUUGUAGCAAAUUCACCUAUGCCACUAUUGUAUAAAGUCACCGCAUAUAAUUUCUAAAAUAUCAUCAAAAUAUGAACUUUGAUUGUUCUAGCUCAUAGAAUUGUUAUUAAUAUCGACAUUGGGUAUCUUUACAUAGCUGAUGAUGGUCCUGGAAUAAUUCAGUCAAUACCUUAUCUGCCUCUUCAAUUUACUGAGGAGCAAAUUGCCAGGCAUGAACUGAUUCCUGACCCUCUACUCGUGUGAGUUCACCUCCAGUGGCCUUGAUACUCAUAAGCUGUAUCAUGUGGCAUACAAGGAAGAAACAAAGUUGUCAAUACUACUGUGUGGAAGAACAGUGGCUGAAAAUGGCUAUAAUGUAGGUAGCCAGCAUUUCUUCACAUUAAUACAUUCCAUCAAGUUGCCGACUUCAAGCACCUCUACGCUGAGGAAAUGCGGAAUGAAAUACUGCGCAAAUUAAAUUACUUGGCAACUAAGACUGGGUUUCCAAACAGAAGACAAAAUCAUCUGCAUGUAUAUAUCCCAUAUUGCAAAACACAUUUCAUCCCCAUUUGAUGGAUAUCUCUCUAGUUGGGCAUCUGAGUGUAUGCAGAGAGAAUGUGAGGAAGAAUGUAUAGGCAGGCACCUAUUUGUAGCACCUGAGUGUUGAAUGGCUGCAGAUUCACAAAUAAAUGUAAUAUAUUGAACACAGAUAUAAAGAUUUACAUUGAAUGAGCAUUCCUGUAAACAAUGCACAAAUUUUACUGCCACAGUUUGAGGAAUGUUGAAUUGAAAGGUUAAUCAGCUGGUGCAUGCUCUCUUCUCAUUAAACACUUUUAAAUAAACAUAUGUAAGCAUCUAACUGGAAGUUUAUAAAGAUUGUAUUGUGCUGUACAUAAUAUAUAUUGAUCUAAUGCAUCUCAUUUACUAUUUUUGAAUGUGAAUCUAUUGACCUUUGUUAUGGUUUAUACAAUCACAUAGAAAAGACCUCAAGAUGAUCAAUGUACCACUGCAAGAAUGAAAAAUACAGUAUUUUAUCGCAAAGUUACAUUAUUUUGAGAGAAUGCUCUAAUUCUCUGUCUGUUGUCUUCCAAAAAUGAAUUGUUUCAAAUGGUAACAUCUUCCCAAGGCAACUCCCAUUGUAUAUAUGAGAAAUAUAUGUUUGGUACUUUCAUCAGUUUGUCAAACAUAAUUUUAUAGAAAAUCGAUAGUUUGUCAUGGAGAAAGUCGCCAUUGUUAAAGAAAACUUGCUUGCUGGCCAGGCCUUUAAAUUCAGAAGACCAAUUAUUCAGAUCGCCAUCUGUGCUGCCCUAUCAGCCAGACUACUGGACAGCACACUUUCAGGUUGACAAUAUAGUUGUUUGCAAGAACACAAUUGCUCCAUUUUUAAUCAGUCAGUUAUUGAUAUAAAUGCACUGACAAUCUUGCCAUCAUUUAACAUUCAUAUUUGUAAUUCUUGCAUGUCCUCGCACAAUGAUGUAGGAUGAUGGUUCUAUUGUUAAACAGAUGCAAAAACGAAGCAUACAUCUUUUAAAGUGGAAUAUGCAGACAUCAUUUAUUAACCAAAAUUUGUUCACAGGUUCAUUUUUCUACAACAAACCUAGUUUGUUGUGCAUGUCUAUGUGAUUUGAAUGAAUCCACAAAUUUGGAUUAUGCCAACCAUAUUUGAAGAAGCAUCUUUAGUUUAGAGGCUGCACAUCCUUGAAGAAUUUUGCCUGAGAAUAAGAACUAAAUUUAACACUAAGCUGCGACGACAUAUGGAAUAAACCCACAAAUGAACAUCUCCUUAAACGUUUAGACAUCAAAUCAUUGGACACAUAACAGAACAAAGCACAGGACAAAGCAGAAAAAGGCUCGCGGGCCUGUGCCAAGCUCGACAAUUAAUUUAAUCCCUGUGCUGUCCAUAUCACUCCAUUCCUUGCAUAUGCCAUGACUCACAUAACACAUAAAGUUUUCAGUUUUUUUUAGCUGAAGUAAUGAGUCUCAUGUCCCCAUAUUAGACAGUGCAUGUUGACUUCAGUGGAAAACAAUCUCUGGCAGGUACAUAGUGAGCAGCUGAUCCGCUCUCGCCAAUUUUAAUUGCCACAUUUAUUACCUGCUUUUUCUUGUCCAUGAUGAUUUGGAACUCAUCCUGGAAAAAUAACCUUAUUGUGGCUGAUUAAUGUUUUCAAAUUGAAUACAGCUCAAAUCCCAAAAAAUGAAUGUAUGUUGAAUGUAAAAAAAAUAUUAUAUCUGAUUCAUUUUAGAGUUCUUUGAAAUGACCAUGUAUUAAAGGUUGAUUUCAUUUUUAAUAAAAAAUUUUGAUGGAG
Messenger RNA from Amblyraja radiata (thorny skate), 6606 nucleotides. RefSeq names its product kinase insert domain receptor (a type III receptor tyrosine kinase) (gene kdr). Lineage: Eukaryota; Metazoa; Chordata; Chondrichthyes; Rajiformes; Rajidae. Gene Ontology annotation, molecular function: ATP binding; growth factor binding; vascular endothelial growth factor receptor activity. Gene Ontology annotation, cellular component: plasma membrane; signaling receptor complex. The record is from RefSeq and is a predicted model, not a curated record. The coding region runs from base 257 to 4291 and encodes 1344 amino acids. The transcript is spliced from 30 exons. Gene Ontology annotation, biological process: angiogenesis; positive regulation of kinase activity; endothelial cell differentiation.